This is a messenger RNA of Enhydra lutris kenyoni (northern sea otter), 768 nucleotides long. Its product is annotated as TM2 domain containing 1. Gene Ontology annotation, molecular function: amyloid-beta binding; G protein-coupled receptor activity. Gene Ontology annotation, biological process: apoptotic signaling pathway. The coding region runs from base 14 to 649 and encodes 211 amino acids. NCBI's taxonomy places the organism in Eukaryota, Metazoa, Chordata, Mammalia, Carnivora, Mustelidae. The record is from RefSeq and is a predicted model, not a curated record. The transcript is spliced from 7 exons.
GCGGGUUCCCAGCAUGGCGGCCACCUGGCCGUCUGGGCCAGCUACUCCGGAGGCCGUGGCCGCCCAGGUCCUGGGUGUCCUGUGGUUCGUGUCAGUCACCACGGGACCUUGGGGAGCUGCUGCGAUCGCCGCCGCCGGUGGCGAGGAGACGCUUAAGUGCGAGGACCUCAAAUUGGGACAAUAUCCUCUAUAUAUUUGUAAAGAUCCAAAAAUAAAUGAUGCUACACAAGAACCAGUUAACUGUACAAACUACACAGCUCAUGUUCCUUGUUUUCCAGCACCCAACAUAACUUGUAAGGAUUUUGGUGGCAAUGAAACACAUUUUACUGGAAAUGAAGUUGGUUUUCUGAAGCCUGUAUCUUGCCGAAAUGUAAAUGGCUAUUCAUACAAGGUGGCAGUUGCGCUGUCUCUUUUCCUUGGAUGGUUGGGAGCAGAUCGAUUUUACCUUGGAUACCCUGCCUUGGGUUUGUUAAAGUUUUGCACAGUAGGGUUUUGUGGAAUCGGGAGCCUAAUUGAUUUCAUUCUUAUUUCAAUGCAGAUCGUUGGACCUUCAGAUGGAAGUAGCUACAUUAUAGAUUAUUAUGGAACCAGACUUAUAAGACUGAGUAUUACUAAUGAGACAUUUAGAAAAACACAGCUGUACCCCUAAAUAUUUUAAAAAAGAAACAGGAUUUGGGCUUCUUUGAUUUCAGUAGAGCACCCUCAGUAUGUGGAUUUCCAGAUUUUCCUUUUUCUUCUUCGUAUACCACUUUAUGGAUUCUAUAUAAA